CGUGAUCGGAAUAGAUUUAUGAAAUUCGUUACAAUGAUGUCCUCGGGAUUUUGGUGAAUGUGUUGAGACAAUGGUGUAUCGAUUAUUUUGCGCUAACUAAAUGUCAUCCCGGUGCCGUAGUGUUAAUAUUAGAAGUCUAUGUUUGUGACCACGAAUACUAUUGUCUAGGCAUCUACGCGUUUUAUAUUAAGCAUGCAGAACUUCAAUUUAGCUUGAGUGACCAAAAUAGUGCCGACGUUUUUCAUUCGGAUAAAUUCAUCCGCUCCUUGACAAUAUCUAUUUUCCGACCAUUUCGUGAGUGGUUACUCCGUGGAACAGCAAGAUAUAAGAGAAAAUAUAAAUAGCACUUAUAGUUCAUAAUGUAGCCUAUCUACUCAUCGGCUGUAAAACAUCAAAUAUUUUAGAACGAUACACCGAACAAAAAAUAUUUUUUAUGAAUUAUGUAUGUACAACGUAUCUGUGUGUUAUUGUACAGGGGAACGUAGUCACAUACUCAGAUAUUGAAGAUUCGUGCUCAAAGUUUACGCAGGUGACUGUUACAAUCUGGUGUAGUAAGUAUACUGUGUUAAAAAUGGCAAAUCCAAACCGUGAAAGUGUCAGUACGCGAUUUUCAGAUAAUUAUGAUCUGAAAGAAGAAUUAGGAAAAGGAGCCUUUUCAAUUGUGCGACGUGCUGUGCAAAAGUCAACUGGUUAUGAAUUUGCGGCCAAAAUUAUUAAUACUAAAAAACUCUCGGCAAGAGACUUCCAAAAGUUGGAAAGAGAGGCACGAAUUUGCCGAAAACUUCAACAUCCUAAUAUCGUAAGACUUCAUGAUUCUAUUCAGGAAGAACAUUUUCACUAUCUGGUGUUCGACUUAGUAACAGGUGGUGAACUGUUUGAAGAUAUUGUUGCCAGAGAAUUUUACUCUGAAGCUGAUGCUUCUCAUUGUAUACAACAAAUCUUGGAAUCUGUACACCAUUGUCACCAUAAUGGAGUUGUGCAUAGGGACUUAAAACCAGAAAAUCUUUUACUGGCCAGCAAAGCUAAAGGAGCCGCUGUCAAGCUUGCCGAUUUUGGACUAGCUAUUGAAGUACAGGGCGACCAACAAGCGUGGUUUGGUUUCGCCGGUACUCCUGGUUACUUAUCGCCUGAAGUACUUAAGAAGGAACCGUAUGGUAAACCAGUGGAUAUCUGGGCGUGCGGUGUGAUCUUAUACAUUUUGCUUGUUGGUUAUCCACCAUUUUGGGAUGAAGAUCAGCAUCGGCUGUAUGGACAAAUCAAAGCGGGAGCUUAUGAUUAUCCGUCACCUGAAUGGGAUACAGUGACGCCCGAAGCGAAAAGCCUCAUUAAUCAGAUGCUAACUGUAAAUCCUAGCAAGAGAAUAACGGCAUCCGAAGCUCUUAAGCACCCAUGGAUCUGCCACCGGGAACGUGUUGCCUCUGUAAUGCACAGGCAAGAGACCGUAGACUGCUUGAAGAAAUUCAAUGCAAGGCGCAAAUUGAAAGGGGCCAUCUUGACCACCAUGCUUGCUACACGCAAUUUCUCCGGAAAAUCUAUGGUAAACAAGAAGGGAGAUGGAUCGCAAGUGAAAGAGUCAACCGAUAGCAGCACCACAUUGGAAGACGACGAUUUGGACAAGGAUAAGAAGGGCGUAGAUAGAGCAUGUACUGUAAUUUCCAAAGAACAUGAUGAAGAAGCUUUGACAAAGGCAGAUUCGUUUGGAAAAGCUCGUGGCGAUAGUAACGCUUCUUUGCGGCGAGCAGAAGUAAUCAAAGUAACUGAAGUGCUCAUAGAUGCGAUUAAUAACGGGGACUAUGAAACCUAUUCCAAAUUAUGUGACCCGAACGUGACAGCAUUCGAUCCCGAUGCGCUGGGUAACUUAGUGGAAGGCGUCGAAUUUCAUAAGUUCUUUAUCGAUAACACGCCGACUCAUGUAAAAACUAAUACUACGAUCUUAAAUCCUAGAGUGCAUCUUCUCGGCGAUGAUGUAGCUGUAAUUGCGUACGUAUGCGUAACGCAAAGCGUGGAUGCCGAAGGCCGACGAGCUACACACCAGGCGCAAGAGACUCGCAUAUGGCACAAACGCCACAACAAGUGGACGGCAAUACAUUUCCAUCGCUCCUAACUAGUCCCUUCUGCAGCCCACUCCUGUACGGUAGAGGAUAACGGUCUCGCAAAUGAAAUUAUCUGCAAUGGUGACGCCGUUGCAGCUAUUAUAACUUUCCCAAGUUAGAUUGAGACUACAAGAUGAAUAAUCCUCUUCUUCGUACACUAUAAAAUUUAUUAUCCAAUUCUGCUAUAAAACUUACACGAAUUUUAUUAGAAUUCUUUGUAAUCCAAAAUAUUAAGUUAAAUUACUUAUAGGUAAAUGUUAUUGACACCGGUGUAAGCGAUUCGGAAGUUUAUUCUUAUCCGUUAAAGUCACUUAUAAAAUUACUAUGUGGCUAAAAUGUGAUACCGUUAAAUUCAAUGCUUUGUGCUAGUUGUAGUAGAGUGUACAAAAAUUCUGAUCUCUGACAAAAUCGAAGAUAUGUCAACGAAUAUCGAGGCAAAGUGUUGUUUAUCAACAUAAUAAAAGAAAUCUCAACAUAACAACAGAUCUGAUACUAAUGAAUCUAUAUUAUAAGCAAAUCAGCAAAAAAUUUCAAGAUUUAGAAUAUUUAGCACAUUUCUCAGUAAGUCUCUCUACAUUUUUAACUAUGAAUGUUUUGUCGUGCUUAAAAAUGGUGUUCUAUUUGUUAUCAAAUACCUAGUUAGUAAGAUUUAAGUAACUAAUAAAUCAUGCAGUUAUUGGCACUAUGCACUUAGAUAUAUCUACACAGUGAGGACGUAGAUUUAUUAAAAUUAAAGUUCAUCUAUUUAUAGAAUACCUACCUAAAUUGCGCUAAAGUUUUCUUCGAAUACAUUUUAGAUCCUGCGUAUUUGUAUACGUACUAGCUAGGACAGCAUCAAUGUGCGUAUUAUAUUUUAAGUGGAUUAUAUCAAUUUCGUCAAUUUUAGAUUUUAAUGUUAAUGACAUUAUUCUGCUUUAGCUUUCCUCACCAGAGCAUUAGAAUGAUAAAAUGUUUCCUUGCUGUACUUAUUAAUUUGAAAAAUGCUGAAGUGUUUGUUUGCUGUUCCUAUAAUUGUUUUGUAACUGGUCGUUAAACAAAUCGUACCUACUUGAUAUAGCUUAUAAUUUUAAAAGUGAUAACUGUGCAAGAGAAGGGUCGGCUUGUUAGUAUUUGUAUUAACUAAGAGGAGCUUUGUCAACAGUGAUAUUAAUGUAAUGAAUGUAAGGUGUUUUUUGCACAGUUACACUUAAGAAAUGUGCUUUAAAUAUUGGAUCUAUAACUGUAAGUCUGCAGUAAAUUCAGUAUUUCCUAUAAUAUAAUUAGAUAUAAAAGUCAUUUAACCAUGUUUUUUACAAUUUUAUAAUAUAUUUUAGUAUAGUUAGCAAAACUUAAUUUACGAACAUCGGUGGAGUUGGAAUUGUAAUAUUAAAACGCAUAAUAAAAACCUACAUAUUAAAUCAACUUUUCAUGUUGAUAGUUUCACUGUAAAUUGUGUAUACAGAGUACAUACAUAGUUGUGCCAUUAUCAUUGAAAUUAGUGCCAAUAACUGUAAACUAAAAAAUGUAUUCUAGUCUUUAUUGUUACCUACGCAUAUUUAGUAAUUAAUCAACAUUUUUAAAUUAAUUUUGAACAUAUAUAUUUACAUACAUAGGUACAUAAACUUACAUUGUGUACAUAGAUAUUGAUUUGCACAUUGCAUGAUUAAAAGUGUCGUCUUCGUCAUUAGCUAAAUAAAAUAUUUUCUUUGAAAAUAUUUAAUGAGGGUUUGUUAUCUAGAUCAUGUUGAAUUUAUUUGAUAAUUUACUUCUACGUAACUAGUGGCUCUCCGUUAAUGUUAAAAGACUAGAACUCGCCCACGGAGCUCGCCAGACCCCAAAAGGCAUAGAUAGAAUAGAAACAUCUGUUGUGCUGAUCCGUCGUUGGAAAAUAGCGUUAAAUAGGCAUAAAACAGCUCGUUAGUUUUCUAAGCUCAGUCUGUAAACAUCACAUUAGAUGAAUUUACUUUAUAGUUGAAAUGUUUGAAUUUUAUUUUACAUGUUAUACAAAGCCUACCAGCCAAAAUAUUGUAGGUACUUUUGCUUUAUAUUAAGUUUUUAUGUAAUACGUUACUACAGCUGAAAGUUAGCAUUGGGUUUAUUAAAUUCCCUUUUUUCCCAAUAAAGCCUAUUGGGAAUCUUUGACAUUAUCAAAUAAAGUAUUAUUAUUCAUAAAACUCCAAAUCAAACACCAACAUUAUUUACUGGUAUUAAAAUAUAAAUAUUCUAUUGAAUAGAUUAAUGUGUUACAUGACUUUCAAUUAAAUACAAUUUUUACUAUUGAACUGUUAAAUUUUUGUCAGAAUUUAAUCAAAUACUAAUGUGAAAAUACAAUGUAUAUACCUACCUUCCUAAUUCAGUAUGAGAUGCACAAAUCUAUCAUGAUGGUUAUCUUCCAGAAUAUUUCACAAAUGUCUCGAGAACAACAAUAUUUUAAGUAUUUAUAUAUUUUCAGUCUUCCCUGGACACUGGUCCAAAAUACUAAAUUAAAGGGAUACCUUAUACAGCUACUGUCAGCUUCAAUUCAAUAGUUUAACUUUUUCAAAAAUUUAAUCUGCUCUCCGCAAAUUGUUAAUAAUGCACAUUUACCUGUUUGCAUGCAUUUAUCUCACUGGCUUUUACAUUUAGGGGGGCUUUUAUAAAUGACAUUAAACUUUUCCAUUGGCUGCUUUUUAUUAUGUACAUUUACAAUACUUAUAAUAAUAUAUAAUAAAUUAUUUUACAUUAAAGAUGUACUUAAACUUUAUAAUCCAUGACACCAUUUGUAUCAACAAAAUUACGCGAACACUGAACACAUUAUUUGUGCUGAGAUAUGCCUAAGAGGCUGAUUACAAAUGGUUUCAUGUCAUUAAAAUUAUAUAUACAUACAUAAUAUGGGUGCAUUGCAAUAGGGGUACAUUAUUUAAAAUAUACUAGAAUUAAACAAUUUUUGUGUCAUAAUUUUCAAUUAAUAAUUACUUGUGUAGUAAAUUGCUGAUAAUCCUCAAUAGAAUAACAUUACUAUAUUCAGCUAGAAUUGUGUUUAAUGUUUUGACGCCAAACAUAAUAUUAUAAUGAUAAUAUUUGUAAGGCUAUAUCAGCAUUAACUUUAAAUCAUUAUUAGGGUGUUGAUAAGUAAAUAUGAACAAUGUGUUUAGUCAAAAUUCCAAACAAAUUGCACCCUUGCCUAGUAUGUGAGAUUAUUUUAUGUUUUAUAGUUAGAACUCUUACCAAAGUAUUUUACUUUAAUGCACCACAAAUUUCAUUUAGGAUUUGCUCUUUUUUAUCAUGAAGGCUAAGUUUGUAGUAGAAUAAUAACCAAAUGUGAAAGUAUAGGUGUAUUAAAGAAUUGUCAGUAUAUUUGUAUUCAACAUAAUUUCUUGGACCUCUGCAUUGCCGAUUAUCAUGUAAAAUUCUCUAAAAUAAAGUUCUUUUGAUCUACAAUAA
This is a messenger RNA of Helicoverpa zea (corn earworm), 5495 nucleotides long. RefSeq names its product calcium/calmodulin-dependent protein kinase type II alpha chain (gene CaMKII). The coding region runs from base 434 to 2104 and encodes 556 amino acids. Gene Ontology annotation, cellular component: cytoplasm; neuron projection. Gene Ontology annotation, biological process: protein phosphorylation. Gene Ontology annotation, molecular function: calmodulin binding; calcium/calmodulin-dependent protein kinase activity; ATP binding. Lineage: Eukaryota; Metazoa; Arthropoda; Insecta; Lepidoptera; Noctuidae. The transcript is spliced from 2 exons. The record is from RefSeq and is a predicted model, not a curated record.